Aureobasidium subglaciale EXF-2481 is the source of this 1650-nucleotide messenger RNA. RefSeq lists its product as uncharacterized. The transcript has a single exon. The coding region runs from base 1 to 1650 and encodes 549 amino acids. The record is from RefSeq and is a predicted model, not a curated record. Gene Ontology annotation, molecular function: transmembrane transporter activity. NCBI's taxonomy places the organism in Eukaryota, Fungi, Ascomycota, Dothideomycetes, Dothideales, Saccotheciaceae. Gene Ontology annotation, biological process: transmembrane transport.
AUGUUUGAGAACGAAAAGGUCGACAACCCCGAGUCGUCCGAUCCCUCGAUCGAACGCAGAGUCGACAACUCCGAAGUACCCAGCCGCAAGAAGGAAGGAGGCAAUGGGAUCGACAACAGCGACAAGAUCAUUCUAACAGAAGAUGAUUGCUACGAAGAACUCGGCUUCUGCUUUCCUACCUGGAAGAAAUGGACGAUUCUAUCAGUCAUCUUCAUCGUCCAGGUCUCGAUGAACUUCAACACCAGUCUUUACAGCAACGCCAUCACUGGCAUGACUGAAGAGUUCAACAUCAGCGCUCAGGCUGCUCGUUGUGGUGCCAUGAUCUUCCUCGUGCUUUACGCCUUUGGUUGUGAACUUUGGGCACCCUGGUCUGAAGAGCUCGGAAGAUGGCCUAUCCUCCAGCUCAGUUUGUUCCUUGUCAACAUUUGGCAGAUUCCUGUCGCUCUUGCACAAAACUUCGGAACCGUCAUGGCCGGCCGUGCUCUUGGCGGUCUGUCAUCUGCCGGUGGUUCCGUCACCCUUGGUAUGGUUGCCGAUAUGUGGGAGUCCGAUGAACAACAAUAUGCUGUUGCUUUCAUCGUCUUCUCUUCCGUUGGUGGUUCCGUCCUUGGUCCCGUCGUCGGUGGCUUUGUUGAGCAAUAUGCUCAAUGGAGAUGGAACAUCUGGAUCCAGUUGAUCUUCGGUGGCUUCGUUCAAGCUCUUCACUUCUUCCUCGUCCCCGAAACCCGUACCAGCUGUAUGCUCGACAAGAUCGCAAAGAAGCGCCGUAAGGCUGGAGAGACCAACGUCUACGGUCCUACCGAGCUCAUCCCUUGGAAGGAUCGUUUCUCUGCAAAGGAGAUCAUUCAAACAUGGAUCCGUCCUUUCAAGAUGUUCCUCACCGAGCCCAUCGUUCUUACCCUAUCGCUUCUCUCUGGUUUCAGUGACGCUCUGAUCUUCAUGUUCCUGCAGUCAUACGCUCUUGUCUACGACCAAUGGGGCUUCUCUGCUUACCAGGUCGGUCUUGCAUUCCUGCCUCUCCUCAUUGGAUACUUCAUCGCCUGGUUCUCCUUCUUCCCUGCUAUCGCCCGUAACAAGAGACAACGUCGCGAGAACCCCAACGACGAACACGCUCAGUACGAGUCGCGUCUCUGGUGGCUCCUCUACACUGUUCCGUGUCUGCCCAUUGGUCUGAUCGGCUUCGCAUGGACCAGCGGAGGCCCACCGAUCCACUGGAUCGGAUCCAUGGUCUUCAGUGCCAUCAUUGGUAUCGCCAACUACUCGAUCUACAUGGCCACUAUCGACUACAUGAUCUGUGCCUACGGUCCUUACUCGGCCUCUGCCACUGGCGGUAACGGAUGGUCUCGUGAUUUCCUUGCCGGUGUGUUGACCGUACCCGCUACCCCAUUCUACCAAAACAUUGGUGGUGAGCACCACCUUGAGUACGCCUCGACCAUCUUGGCUUGUAUCGCUCUCCUCCUUGUCGUUUCUGUUUAUGUCAUUUACUGGAAGGGACCUGUUCUCCGCAAGCGUUCACCAUUCGCCCAGCAAUUGUCUUCUGCUCGCGAGGAGCAUGGUGGAAGGAGAGCUUCUGCUAUCUACGGACCCAGCAGAAACAACUCCAUGACUGCUUCGGUCAAGUCUAAAGCAUCAAACAGACAGUCCGUCUAG